CAUUGAUCUAACAUCAGAGGACAAGAGAAGUCAUUUCAGUGUUCUAGAAGUUGCAGUGGCUUUACAGUGACGUCAAACCCCUGAACACAAGAGAAGUCAUUUCAGAGGCCAAUUCUCGUUUGGAAUCUGACAAAAGUUUUACAAUGGAGGCAAAGCUCAUCAGACAUCAGAAGGUUCACAUUGCAGAGAAGCCAUAUCAGUGUUCUGAAUGUGGGAAAGCUUUUACAUGGGAGUCACAACUUAUUUCACACGAGAGUAUUCACACUGGAGAGAAGCCAUAUCAGUGUUCUAAAUGUGAUAAAGCUUUUAGAGACAAGAAAUUACUAAUCGCACAUGAGAGAAUUCACACUGGAGAGAAGCCAUAUCAAUGUUCUGAAUGUGGCAAAGCUUUUAGAGAGAAGGCAACGCUUAUUGCACAUGAGAGGAUUCACACUGGAGAGAAGCCAUAUCAGUGUUCUGAAUGUGAUAAAGCUUUUACAAUUAAGGCAAACCUUCUCAGACACCAGAGGGUUCACACUGGAGAGAAGCCGUAUCAGUGUUCUGAAUGUGAUAAAGCUUUUACAAUGAAGUCAGAGAUUAUCAGACACCAGUGGGUUCACACUGGAAAGAAGCCAUAUGAGUGUUCUGAUUGUGAUAAAGCUUUUACAAUGAAGUCAGACUUUAUCAGACACCAGAGGAUUCAUACUGGAGAGAAGCCAUAUCGGUGUUCCGAAUGUGAUAAAGCUUUUGCACUGAAGUCAUCCCUUAUCAGCCACCAGAGGAUUCACACUGGAGAGAAGCCAUAUCAAUGUUCUGAAUGUGGCAAAGCUUUUAGAGAGAAGGCAACGCUUAUUGCACAUGAGAGGAUUCACACUGGAGAGAAGCCAUAUCAGUGUUCUGAAUGUGAUAAUGCUUUUACAAUGAAGGCAAACCUUCUCAGACACCAGAGGGUUCACACUGGAGAGAAGCCGUAUCAGUGUUCUGAAUGUGAUAAAGCAUUUACAAUGAAGUCAGAGAUUAUCAGACACCAGAGUGUUCACACUGGAGAGAAGCCAUAUGAGUGUUCUGAUUGUGAUAAAGCUUUUACAAUGAAGUCAGACUUUAUCAGCCACCAGAGGAUUCACACUGGAGAGAAGCCAUAUCGGUGUUCUGAAUGUGAUAAAGCUUUUACAAUGAAGUCAACCCUUAUCAGACACCAGAGGGUUCACACUGGAGAGAAGCCAUAUCGGUGUUCUGAAUGUGAUAAAACUUUUACAAUGAAGUCAGAGAUUAUCAGACACCAGAUGAUUCACACUGGAGAGAAGCCAUAUCGGUGUUCUGAAUGUGAUAAAGCUUUUGCAAUGAAGUCAGACCUUAUCAUCCACCAGAGGGUUCACACUGGAGAGAAGCCAUAUCGGUGUUCUGAAUGUGAUAAAGCUUUUGCAAUGAAGUCAGACCUUGUCAAACACCAGAAGAUUCACACUGUAGAAAAUCCAUUUCAAUGUUCUGAAUGUAAUAAAGCUUUUAAAUGAAUUCAUACCUUAUCAUCCACCAGAGGGUUCACACUGGAGAGAAGCCAUAUCAGUGUUCUA
This is a messenger RNA of Nanorana parkeri, 1550 nucleotides long. RefSeq names its product zinc finger protein 271-like. The record is from RefSeq and is a predicted model, not a curated record. The coding region runs from base 144 to 1490 and encodes 448 amino acids. NCBI's taxonomy places the organism in Eukaryota, Metazoa, Chordata, Amphibia, Anura, Dicroglossidae. The transcript is spliced from 2 exons.